This is a messenger RNA of Owenia fusiformis, 5282 nucleotides long. Lineage: Eukaryota; Metazoa; Annelida; Polychaeta; Sabellida; Oweniidae. The record is from the annotation of a GenBank genome assembly.
AAUUGGUUGUAACUUUUCUGUAUUAAAUAUCUAAAAGGAACAUUUUGCAUUGAAAAUCUUCAGUCCUGAACAGUAAACAAACUAAAAAAUUCUGAAGACGAAGUACUAUUAAAACAAGACCAUGUAUAGGCAACAGAAUCCCUAUAGUAACCAGAACCAAAACAGCUAUCAAGCACAGAAUAAUUUUGGUGACCAAGCACAAGGAAGCUAUGCCAACCAAGCCCAAAGUAGUUAUGGCAACCAAGCACAAGGUAGCAAUGGAUACCAAGGACAAGGUACCCAUGGCAACCAAGCCCCCAAUAAUUAUGGAAACCAAACACAAGUAAGCUAUGACAACCAAGCACAAAAUAGCUAUGGGAGUCAAACAAAAGGUAGCUUUGACAACCAAGGACAUGGUAGCUUUGGCAACCAAGGACAAGGUAACUAUGGCAACCAAGGACAAGGUAGCUAUAGCAACCAAGGACAAAGUAGCUAUGAUAACAUGGCACAAAACACUGGUAGUUAUAACAGUGGUAGUAGACCAUCUAAUACUGGAAAUAUUUACCAGGGCGGUGAUAGAAUACAGAAUCAAGACCAAGGUUAUCAGAGUACACAGGGCCAGCAUGGCCAGUACCAAAACACACAACAAAAUAGACCAGUAUCAGGAAAUUCAUAUCCAAGGGAUGGCCAGGGAUCUUACCAACACCAAAAUCAGAAUGAUCCCCGUCUAGGCCCCUCUGCAGGCCCAAAUAAUCGCAGUAACAAAGCUUUUUAUCAAGAUGAGACCGAUGUAGAGCUAGAAAGACUACGUGCUCUCAAGGGAAGUGGUGGGGUUAGAGUUAAGACAAAACAGUCUCCAAAAACUCAAACAAGAAAUAUAUCAGAACACAAUCAGUACGCUGCAGAGGCGUCCCCCAGGCAGAGCUUGGGCCAGCACAAUAAAAGUAUGGAUAUGUACGCAUUGUACCAAAGACAUAAGUUUGAACCUUUUGAAUAUGUUAUGGAUUUGAUUUCACUUUACAAUGCAUAUGAGAAGGAUUACAAUAGUUUAACUGCUGGGAAAUUCUUCGAAAAAUACACACAUGCAUACGUCGAUGACCUAAAAAGGCGAUAUAAAAGAAAUGAACGAACAAGGGAUACAUUUAUGAAAUACAAACAUUUGAAGGAUGACCAGAACACUAUGACAGCGAGAGACUUUGAUAGGAAAUACCCAAAGUUGAAACAAGAAGAGAUCGUCACUCAGUACAAGGCUAUUCGGGACCAUACUGAGCUGGAGGAUCGUUACCACAGGUACUCUACUGAUAAAGAAAGUCUUACAGCCAAAGAGUUCAAUGAACGCUAUGAAUCAAGAUACAUAGAUGACUUGGAGAAGCGCUACCAGGCAUACCUAUAUGAUCAAGACUUGAGACCUGUAGAUGAACUGGACCAUGUUGAACGUGAAACAUUCUCCACAGCUCUCCCUAACCCUGCAGAACAGCCUAGUAAUAGAGAAAAGGGACUACCUGGCACAUACUUGUUGGAUGACCCUGUUGGCAAUGGUAGACGUAAAUCUGAACAUGUUAUGCCAUCUCGGGAGCGAGAAAGGUCAAGGUCUUCUCAUGAUGCAAAUAUUCCAAGCUUAUCUCGUGAUAGAGAUCAAUCCCAAUCAUCUCGGGACAGAGAGAGGUCCCUGUCAUCACGAGAUAGAGAGAGGUCCCAGUCAUCACGAGACAGAGAGAGAUCCCAACCAUCUCGAGACAGAGAGAGAUCCCAUUCAGCCCGAGAGAGAGAUGGACCUUCAAGGCAAAAUGAUAACAUAGUGAGCCCAAGGGUUGGAGGAGCUAUUAUAAGGGAUAGAACUGGAGAUGCUUGGCCACCUAGAAAACGUGUAAUUGAUCCAAUUCUGGAUUAUGAUGAACCAAGUGCUAAAAGGUCAGCCCAAAGUCAAAAUGCGGACUUCUUAGGUGAAUGUAAAACCCUCGAGCAGUCCAUGCGUCCCCCCAAGAGUCAAGCAAACAUACAGAUGGGAUUAAAUGAGGCCCAAAUGUCUAAAUUGCGCCAAAUUGAGAAGUCUGUGAAGCAGCAUAAGGAGACAGAGAACCCAAAUGUGCCCUCUUCAGUGAAACGUAUCAUUGAUGAUACAAUGAAGUCUUUAGUUAGCCAACCCCUACAGGGUGAAGACCUGUCCCAUGUUAUGGGUACAGCCAUGUUGAAGAUAGCAAAGGAGCUGCAGGCUUCUGGAUCGAAAGGCUCUGACCAACAAUCCACCAUUGACCCAGUGCCAACAAAUAUUAUACGUGUAAGCAAGCAAGACCCAAAGAUCACUGGAGACACAGAACCUUGGGGAAAAUACACAUAUAUUCUGAAAGACAUUUUAACUAUGAAGUGCUCAAGGAAACGAGAAAAGGCUACAUCAGUACUUGUAUAUAAGCUGACCAAGCAACUAAGACAUUUAAAUAAACAUUAUCAAAGAACUAGUAGUAGACAAUCUGAGAGUUCCACCUCAAAGUAUCCAUUAUUCCCCCCAGUAUCUAUUGAGUCAAUACACCCUAAACAGACAGAUCCAAGAUCAAAGGUCUAUGAUUCUAAAUCCUUAUGGGGUAAAGAAAAACAUGUAUCCACUGUACAGUUAGGUAAGGUUAGUAGCAGUAGAAAGUAUAAUGAUAGUGAAUUGGAAGAUGGUGAGAUUAGAAUAGAUAGUGAUUUUAGAUCAGAUAGAAGGUAUAGUAGAGAGCAUAGUAGAGAUAGAGCAGAUGGUGAAAUUAGGAGAGGAGAUGGUGAUACAAGAUAUAGCGGAGAACAUAGUAAAGAGAGAACAGAAAGAUCUAAAAGUCCAGAUAUAGGUAGUCACCAACAACAGUCAGAAAAUGAUGUCCCCAAAGUAAAGUUCUACAUGCCAAAGCCUGCUGGGGUUACAGAAAAACAAAGUCCUCGCAAGGAAAAGUCAAAACCUGCGAGGGUGGAGAAUGCAGAUACAAGUUUGAUAACUGAGACAAACAUAUCAAACCUGCUGAAAUGGUUUGGUGUGAACACAAAAGGAGAAAGGGUGACAUCAACUGGUAAAGACAGGCGUGAAAAGAUUCCAGGCACAGAUCGAGAGAAACAAACAGAACCUGCUAUCAAUCCAGUCAAUCAGAUUCAGCAAAAGGAUUCAACCCGCAAGCCAAAGAAUGUUAAGAGUUUGAAUGUUACUCAUAAUGUACUUCAGGUAUUCAAUGUUAAAGAUGGGCCACCUGACCAGGAUGUAUCAGAUGCCAAGGUCUUACCAAACAGCCAGAAUGUUAUGCCCCCGGUUCAGAAUAGUCAACAAGUUCAAUACACUAAUGUAAUGCCACACAGACAAAUGGUAUCACAAAGUCAAAUGAUGAUAAUGGGACAACACAAUAGGAAUGAGCAAGGUCAAAUGAUAGUACAAAGGCCAAUGUGGCCACAAAAUCAAAUGAUGGCAAAUCCACAAAUGUCUCCUCAAUGUCAAAUGAUGCCAUUUAGACAGAUGACACAUCAAAGUCAGAAUAGACCUUUUGGACCAAUGGGACCCCUUGGAACAAUGGGACCCUCAGGACCCAUGAGACCCCCUGGACCCAUGAGACCCCCUGGACCAAUGGGACCCUCUGGACCAAUGGCACCCCCUGGAUCAAUGGGACCCUCUGGACCAAUGGGACCCCCUGGAUCAAUGGGACCCUCUGGACCAAUAGGACCCCCUGGAUCAAUGGGACCCCCUGGAACAAUGAGACCCCCUAGAUCAAUGGGACCCCCUGGAACAAUGAGACCCUCUGGACCAGUUAAUUUACGAGGCAGAUUGAUACCUAAUAAGCAAAUGGCUUCACAACAAAUUAGACCUCUUUUGAAUAUAAAUGAACAAAGUAAAUCUAUGCAACAAGGACCAAUGGGUCCCAAAGAUGGAAAUAGGUUCCCAGGACAAGUUAAACCAGGCAUGGUAACUUCAAGGGCAGAAGCUAUGGAAACAAAAUCACAAAUAGCAUUCUUGAAGGAACAAAGAAAACAUUAUGACACCUUUCAGCAAGUGAAAUAUGAGUUCCUUAGAUCAGGUGGAGGGGACAAUGUGUUCAAUAAGCUGAGUGAGGCUUUUUUCAAAUUAGCAUCCCAUAUCCAGGCUAGUGAGAUAAAGCAAGCUUCAAGUCACCAAAAUACAAAACUUUUGACUGUUUUAACUAAAGCCAUGGAUAUGCAGAAAGCAAAUCCCAAAAUUGCAUUGAGGGCAUUUAAUAGGUAUGUAACUAAAAUCACUACUGCUUUGGAAGACUUCACAAAUGAUACCAUAUUGAAAAAAAUGUUUAAAGAUCUGGGCCCACUUGAACAGAAAAAAGCCAUUGAGCUUGUAUCAAUUCAAGAAAUGACUGAACUUGAAUCACAUUUGAUCAAAUUACAACAACUGGACCAAUCUGAGGAAAGUAUUUCAAAUAGAAAAAGAAAAGGGCUUGGGAUGAAGGAGGAAAGCCUUUCAAAGAAACUGAAGGGAUAUAAUGAAACUGCCAACUUUGACCAAGAGUGCCAAGCUUUAAAUGUAAUGAAGAAGCAGGAUAUAUCUGGAAAAACAAAAAGAGGGGUAAGAGCAGGGAAAAAUGUUCAAGAAAAAAGGAAGAAAAAAAUGGCCACGAAACUACAAGAAAGUAAUGAAACUGCCAAGUUUGGCCAAGAAGAAUCAGUGUCAACUACAAAUACCAGACCUGUUGUUCCUUUAAUGGAUGUGAUACUCAACGCUGAAGACGUUCCUGUCCCUGGCAAUAAUUGCGACAGUGACACUUUAGAACUGCAGGAGAGGGAUAUCAAGACUAACAUUGGAUUCAAUCCAGCCCCUGCCAAUGGAGGUAAUAGUAACAUUAAUAGUAACAUCAAUACUGAGAAUGUUGUUCCUUUGAUGGGCUUAAUUUUCAAGGAAGAUGAUAUAUCAGUUGCUGACGGGGAGGUUGGCAAUGGUAGCCUGCCAGUAGAACUGAAGAGGAAGACUUUCAAAACCAAGAGGGAACCAACACACAACAAUAAAGUUGUUCUUGCUGAUGAGUGUGACAGAGACACUUUAGGACUGGAGAAGAGAAAUGUAAAAACUAAUGUGAAAUUGGAAUCCCCAUCUGACAAUGAAGAUGAUAGUAAAAUUAAUACUGAAUGUGUUGUUCCUUUAAUGGACAUAAUUGUCAAACCUAGACAUGCAGAUGAUGAAUGCCCUCCGAGAACUAAAAGAGAAGAAGUUGGAGAAUACAAAAAAAGGAAGUUCUAUAUUUUACGAUUAAUUAGACAAAAGGGAAGUAAAUGUAUACCAACAACGAUGUUAAAGCCUUUUAGGAGUAGCUUUUCAAAGUUGCCCC